Aspergillus candidus is the source of this 793-nucleotide messenger RNA. Its product is annotated as putative nucleoside-diphosphate-sugar epimerase. Bases 60 to 521 code for a protein of 153 amino acids. Lineage: Eukaryota; Fungi; Ascomycota; Eurotiomycetes; Eurotiales; Aspergillaceae. The record is from RefSeq and is a predicted model, not a curated record. The transcript has a single exon.
UACUCCUCCCCACUCCCAAAUCUACUCCACCACCCCACAACACUACAUACAGACAUACAAUGAAAAUAAUCCUAACAGGGACAACCGGCUUCGUCGGCAAAGAAGUCCUCGCCCAAUGCCUCUCCCACCCAUCCAUAACCUCCAUCGUGAUCCUCACCCGACGAGACCUCCCUACCACAGACCCCAAAGUGCAAAUCUACCGCAUGCAAGACGAUGACUUCCUCUCCUACUCGAGCCCCCAGUUGAUAGCCGCCCUGCGCGGCGCUCACGCCUGCAUCUGGACACUAGGCGUAGUGCCGUCGCGAGCGUCCGACGCACAGACGACGCGGAGAGUCACGGUGGAUUUCACGGAGCAGGCUGCGCAAGCCUUUACCAGGACCUGCUCCGGGAGGGGGAGUCGCUUCCGGUUUGUGUAUUUGAGCGGGUCCCUGGCGGAGAGGGAUCAGUCUAAGUCGUUGUGGUUUUCGGGGCCGUAUCGGCGAGUGCGGGUUUGUUUCUCCCCCUCUUUCUGGGCAGACUGAACGGAUACCGACGAGAGCGCAUUGAUAACGAUUAUUUCUAGGGCGCGGGAGAAAAUGCCCUCCUGGCACACGCCACACUCCACGGUGAUACCUUCGAAUCAUACAUUAUGCGACCGGGGUUAGUGUUGAACAAGACUACCAGCGUCGUGGAUCUCGUGCGCGGACUAGCACCGUCAGUGCGCGUGGAUGUGCUCGCGCGGGCGGCGGUUGAUAUCGCCGUACGUGGGAAUAGGGAGAAGAUUUGGGAAAAUGGGAUGAUUGGGGGGUGGAAG